UCAAACGCCCACAAGCGCCGUUCUCAUUCGCCGUGCCGCUUGUCCAUCAAUUAUAUCCCGAGCGACGUCAGCAGCAGCGCUACACCGGGGCUGAGCAGUGGGUGACGAAGAGCAAUCACCACCACCACCAGGAAAAAAUACCAGGAGCGAUAAAAUGCACGGACUACAUGGGUCCAUUUGACAGUCAAAUAGACGGUUGGGUGUUUUGAGGGUUCGUUACUGGCGACGCCUUUUUGGGGAAAAACUAUUUUAAUACAAUAAAGGUGCUCUGUCAAGACGAGCGUUCUGGUUUUUAACCAGUUGGCUGCUUUUUUUCCAGGGAUGGCUAUCUGAGCUAACCUAGCUAGCUAACGAUUAGCCUGCCCGUUUAGCCCCACUGGUCUGUUGGCGUCUCCAACGACUCUCAGCGCGGUUCUAAAGCGGUACUUUUCGGUCGGUUCGCUCCCAACGGUUGUCGUCCCGUCGAGUAGCUCGUGGCAGCGGGCGAGCCUAACCGUUUGUUCAGUAGAUGGACAGUUUUGACGUUUUGCGCUCGUCGUCACUGCGCGGGCGUACAGUGUUGGUUUCGGGGCGGCUAGCCUUGUACUCGGCCGGGCAACCAGCGGAGGGAUUGUACAAAUGUGGCAGCCAGUACUGUCCCACUGUCUCUGGGAACGAAGUUGGUAAUUUGGAAUAAAUAAAACGGAUUUCUUUUUUUUAUUUUUUACUUGUGGUCUUAGUUAAGGAGCUCCGUUGAGAAGAUAUUUAACAUAUUGGGACGCUGACAAUCCAUCAAGUUGUCACGUUAGCUUGGUGACAACGUUAGCAGUAUUUAGCCUUACAAGCUAGUGGACGUUACCCAAACUAAUUUCUUUUUUUUCUUUCUUCUUUCUUUCCGGAAAGUGUAUACAAUAUAAUGGUUAUUUCCAGAUUCGGUAGUCAUCUCGGAUGUUUGCGGACGUGUGGCGUUGCAAAAUUGUGUGUGUGAUCGGCGGUCAGUGCCUGUAGGAUCUACAAAAGACUUUGACGUAGCUGUCAAAUAUUUGACACUUGACAACAGUUUUGCCAUCAGCAAGACGGCCGAAUCCUGCACCGAGCCGUUCACGCUCCAUUAUCAGCGUCUGGAUAUAUAACUUGUUGAAAUCGGACUGUUGCUCAUUAAUUGAUACUCGUGUGUGUGAGAGAGAGAGGUGUAGCCCGGGGGCCCUUGUCAGACGGGCUUUUCAGCUCAUGCGGUGAUGACUUUAGACUCCAUGAUGGCUUGUUGCCUGAGUGAAGAGGGAAAGGAGUCCAAACGAAUCAACGCAGAGAUCGAGAAACAACUCCGGCGAGACAAAAGGGACGCGAGACGGGAGCUGAAGCUGCUUCUGCUGGGUACUGGAGAGAGUGGCAAGAGCACCUUCAUCAAGCAAAUGAGAAUAAUCCAUGGGUCAGGCUACACAGAUGAGGAUAAGAAGGGCUUCACCAAACUGGUUUACCAGAACAUCUUCACCUCAAUGCAGGCCAUGAUCCGGGCAACUGAGACCCUCAAGAUCCCGUACAAGUACGAACAGAACAAGAACAAUGCCCAGGUGGUGCGUGAGGUGGACGUGGAGAAGAUUUCAUCAUUCGAGCAGCCGUACACUAGUGCGAUAAAGAUGCUGUGGGCUGACCCUGGCAUCCAGGAGGCCUAUGAUCGCAGGAGAGAAUACCAGCUCUCUGACUCAACCAAAUAUUACCUUAGUGACUUAGAGCGAAUAACAUCAGAGAGGUACAUGCCCACUCAGCAGGAUGUGCUGCGGGUUCGAGUGCCUACCACCGGUAUCAUUGAGUACCCAUUUGACCUGGAGCACAUUAUCUUCAGCUAUCUAAGUGAUCUGGAUCGUAUUGCUGAACCGUCCUAUCUACCAACUCAACAGGACGUGCUUAGGGUUCGAAUCCCAACCACUGGGAUCAUAGAAUACCCUUUCGACUUGCAAAGCAUCAUUUUCAGGAUGGUGGAUGUGGGGGGUCAGAGGUCAGAGAGGAGAAAGUGGAUCCACUGCUUUGAGAACGUCACCUCCAUCAUGUUUCUGGUGGCGCUCAGCGAGUACGACCAAGUCCUGGUGGAGUCGGACAACGAGAAUCGAAUGGAGGAGAGUAAAGCCCUGUUCAGGACCAUCAUCACAUAUCCAUGGUUCCAAAACUCCUCCGUCAUCCUCUUCCUCAACAAGAAGGACUUGCUGGAGGAGAAGAUCAUGUAUUCUCACUUGGUUGACUACUUCCCAGAGUUUGAUGGCCCCCAGAGGGACGGCCAAGCGGGUCGGGAGUUCAUCUUGAAGAUGUUUGUGGACUUGAACCCAGACAGUGACAAGAUCAUCUACUCCCAUUUCACAUGCGCCACCGACACGGAGAACAUCCGCUUUGUCUUUGCUGCCGUCAAAGACACCAUCCUGCAGCUCAACCUCAAAGAGUACAACCUGGUGUGAAAAGAGAAACGAAUAAGAGAGGAAGAGAGAGAGAGCGAGAGAGAGAGAGAGAGAAAGAGAGAGCAAGACCUGCAGCC
Molecule: messenger RNA, 2503 nt
Organism: Cyclopterus lumpus (lumpfish)
Lineage: Eukaryota; Metazoa; Chordata; Actinopteri; Perciformes; Cyclopteridae
Product: guanine nucleotide-binding protein G(q) subunit alpha-like
Exons: 8
Coding region: 1218-2426 (402 amino acids)
Biological process (GO): action potential; phospholipase C-activating dopamine receptor signaling pathway; adenylate cyclase-modulating G protein-coupled receptor signaling pathway
Cellular component (GO): heterotrimeric G-protein complex
Molecular function (GO): G protein-coupled receptor binding; G-protein beta/gamma-subunit complex binding; GTPase activity
Source: RefSeq, a predicted model, not a curated record